Miscanthus lutarioriparius is the source of this 3843-nucleotide messenger RNA. Lineage: Eukaryota; Viridiplantae; Streptophyta; Magnoliopsida; Poales; Poaceae. The record is from the annotation of a GenBank genome assembly.
AUGGAGGAAACCGGCGCCGCCGCCACUGCUUGGGCAUCUAAUGCCGCCACGCCCGCCCCAUCCGAGCCCACAGGAUCCUCUGCUGAUGCCGAAGCCUCCGCUGAUCCUACCGCCGUCGGUGACGAUGAGCACGACUCCAAGGAGGUCGUCCUGCUCAGGUACUUCCUCCAGGAGUGGGAGUUGGUCUCCGCGAUCCUCCGCCGCAUCGUCGCCGGCGGCGGCGUUGCCCAAUCCGCCGAUGUCCACAGGAUCCGCUCUAUCAUGGACAAAUAUCAAGAAGAGGGUCAACUACUAGAGCCAUACCUGGAGAACAUUGUCUCACCACUUAUGUCAUUGGUUCGGUCAAAGACAAUGGAACUUGGUGCUGGUACUGAUGAACUCCUUGACAUUAUCAAGCCUCUGUGUAUCAUCAUCUACACCCUUGUCACAGUGUGUGGGUACAAGAGUGUCAUCAGAUUCUUCCCUCACCAGGUUUCAGACCUUGAGCUCGCAGUUGCUCUCCUUGAGAAGUGUCAUACAAUGAGUUCGGCCACUGCUCUUAGGCAAGAGAGCACAGGAGAAAUGGAGACUAAAUGUGUUGUUCUAUUGUGGCUUUAUAUACUGGUCCUGAUCCCAUUUGACAUAUCCACUGUGGAUACAAGCAUUGCUACUGCUGAUAACGUGGAUGGGCCUGAGGUCGUUCCACUGGUGACAAGAAUAUUGGACAUCUGUAAGGAUUAUCUCUCCAGUUCUGGUCCAAUGAGAAGGAUGUCAGGAUUAUUGCUUGCAAGGCUCUUGACUCGUCCUGACAUGGUGAAGGCUUUCAGCAGUUUUAUGGACUGGGCACACAAGAUGUUAUUGUCUGUAACAGAUGACUUUGUCGAUCAAUUUAGAUCCAUUGGUAUAGUGGAAGCUUUAGCAUCAAUAUUUAAGAUUGGUAACCGUAGAGCGCUACAUGAUGCUGUUUCUGGUACUUGGAGUGAUUGUUCAAUUGUGAUGAAGACUAAUGUCUCAGCCAGGAGUCCACUUCUUAGAAAAUUCCUGGUCAAACUGGCCCAGAGAGUUGCUCUCAUUAGCUUGCCUCCACGUUCGCCAUCAUGGCGGUAUAAGUCAAUUAGCAGUUCGCUGGGUGCAAACCUUUCAAGUUAUACAGCUGGAGAAGUGUAUUCAAGUGGAUCAAGCGAACAAGUUAAUAUUGAUCAGAUAGGCAUGUGUUUUUUGGAAGAAGAUAUGGAUGUUCCAGAAAUAGUAGAAGAGAUUAUCGACUUGCUAUUGACUGGUUUGAGGGAUUCAGAUACAAUUGUAAGGUGGUCUGCUGCCAAAGGAAUUGGUAGGAUAACUGCACGUUUAACACCUGCAUUGUCGGAAGAAGUGCUAUCAUCAAUCUUGCAACUUUUUUCUCCUGGGGAGGGUGAUGGCUGCUGGCAUGGAGGCUGUUUAGCCUUGGCUGAACUUGCUCGGAGAGGGUUAUUGUUGCCUUCUAGCUUUCCUGAUGUUGUUCCUGUUAUAAUAAAGGCUUUACACUAUGAUGUACGAAGAGGUCCACAUAGCAUUGGGUCACAUGUAAGAGAUGCAGCAGCAUAUGUAUGUUGGGCAUUUGGUCGAGCUUAUACCAAUUAUGAUAUGAAGGCUGUCUUGGAACAACUUGCUCCCCACCUUCUAACAGUUGCUUGUUAUGAUCGAGAGGUUAAUUGUAGAAGAGCUGCUUCUGCUGCCUUUCAAGAGAAUGUUGGAAGACAGGGAACUUUUCCACAUGGCAUUGAUACUGUGAAUACGACAGAUUACUUUGCACUGGCUUCCCGAUCAAACUCUUAUCUGAAUGUUGCUGUUUCUGUUGCUCAGUACAAGGAGUAUCUUUAUCCCUUUGCAGAUGAGCUACUCUGCAAUAAAAUAACUCACUGGGAGAAAAGCUUAAGAGAGCUGGCAGCUCAGGCCCUUUCUUUGCUUGUACAAUAUGAUAUGGAUUACUUUGCUGGACAUGCCCUUGAAAAGUUAGUUCCGUGCACUCUAUCAUCGGACUUGUGUACUCGACAUGGAGCCACUUUAGCUGCUGGUGAGGUUGCUUUAAAGUUGUACCAGCUUGGUUUUACCUUUACUACAGACAUGCAGAAAGCUUUGGCAGGCAUUGUUCCUGCAAUCGAAAAAGCGCGCCUUUAUCGGGGCAAAGGAGGAGAGAUCAUGCGCUCCGCUGUUUCUCGAUUCAUUUCAUGCAUUUCUGUAGCUGGGAUAUCCUUGAAUGACAAGACAAAGAAAAGUUUGUUGGAAACCCUUAAUGAGAAUUUGAGGCAUCCCAAUUCUCAAAUACAGUGUGCUGCUGUUGAGGCAUUAAAGCAUUUUAUUCCAACAUACCUGGUAUCUUCUGGUGAAAAGAUUGCAAGUGAUAUUAUUUCAAAAUAUGUGGCACUUCUAGAUGACCCAAAUGUGGCUGCAAGACGAGGAGCGCCGCUGGCCCUUGGAAUAUUACCAUACAAAUUCUUGAUGUUGAAAUGGAUGACUGUCAUGAGUAAACUCUGUAGCUCAUGCACGAUUGAGGAUAAGCCCGAUGACCCUGAUGCUGAAGCGCGUGUGAACUCUGUUAGGGGGCUAAUUUCGGUUUGCAAAACACUAACAGCAUCUUUUGAUCAGAGCUCAAAUGGUGGAGAUUCUCUAUAUGCAUACAUAAAAGAUUAUGUCAUGCGAGCUUUAUUUAGAGCACUCGAUGAUUAUGCUGUGGACAACAGAGGAGAUGUCGGUUCUUGGGUACGUGAAGCAGCAAUGGAUGCACUAGAACGGUGCAGCUUCAUCCUCUGCAAGAGAGAUAUUGUUACAUUGAGAGCAGCAUCAGCCACUGGCCAUGAGUCUGAACUGGGUGAUAUGGAAGUAAAUGCAAGUAGUACUGCACACCGGCUAUUUGAUUCUGGUAUUGCACAGGAUCUGGUAGCAGGCAUUGCAAAACAAGCAGUUGAGAAAAUAGAUAAGAUGAGAGAAAUAGCUAUCAAGACCCUGCAGAGAAUUCUGUACCACCAGGAACACCUCAUCCCAUUUAUACCACACAGGGAACUGCUGGAAGAAAUUAUUCCCAACAGCACAGAUUUGGAGUGGGCGGUUCCUACUGUAUCAUAUCCACGAUUGGUGAAACUUCUUCAGGUCAGCUAUUAUAGCAAGUCUGUGCUCUCAGGGCUCGUGAUUUCUACAGGUGGAUUGCAGGAGUCUUUGAAGAAAGCUUCAACGACAGCUUUGGUAGGGUAUCUCCAAGAUUCAGAGAUCAAUACUAAUUGUGAAGGGAAAAGUAGAGAGUAUCUAUUGAGUUGUGAUCUUCUAUGGGUCCUCCAGCACUACCAGAAAUGUGAUCGUGUAAUUACUCCCACAUUGAAGACUAUUGAGGCUCUCUUCAGUAAAAAGAUUUUCUUGAACAAGGAGGGGUACAGUGAGUUCUACAGUGGACUGGUAGAUUCGGUGGGCUCUGAGCUGAAGGGAUCCAAGGAUUUCACAAAGUUAUGUGCAGGUCUCUCAAUCCUUGGAUACAUUUCUUCAGAGUCAGAUGGAACUUGCACUAAGGCAUUUUCUCAACUCCUCACAUUCCUAGGCCACAGAUACCCCAAGAUCCGAAAAGCUGCAGCCGACCAGGUGUACCUUGUGCUGCUGCAAAAUGAUGAUCUUAUUAUGUCGGGGAAUAUGGAUAAAGCCCAGGAAUUACUUGCGGAAACAUGCUGGGAAGGAGAUGUGGAGGAAGCAAGGCGCAGGAGGUCAGAAAUCAACGAGAUGGCUGGUUUCAGGGUCACCACCACACAGAAAUCUGGAAACCAAGAAACAAGAAGAACGGUUGCCACUUCGACUGAUGAGAACAAAUCUUAUUUGUCAUUGGUCGAUUUCAGCGGAUACUAA